CACCAGACAUGUUUGAAAAACAACAAAUGAAGUUUUGCAAAGGUAACAAUCAAAGAUCAAAUGGAGGAAUGUGCACGAGAGAUAACUCACCCUCACAAAUGAUGAAAGUGAAAACUGGGGGUUAACCUCGAACAUUAUAUAUGCCACGUGAGUUCCAGCGUCAUGUGACAAACUUAACGUGCACAAAAGAAACUUUCCGAACUCGUUACAUCACAAGACCGAAAUGUCUCUAUGGUCGCUGGUUUACGCUGCACCGGAUUACAACUUGAUCAGAUCCUGUACAUGAAGAAUACGAGUGACGAUCAGAUAUCAGUGAACUAUUGCCACCGUACUAAUCUAUGGGCUAGAUUGUUGUGCUACCUCGCUUACAUAGCUAUUUAUUCAUUUCGCUAUUCACCCACGCGCAUGCGCCGCAAGUAUCGCGAAUGGCAACAAUGUCGUUGGAUUCAGUCGAAGAUUAUCAAAAUUGUAAACAUUACGCUAGAAAAUGUUCAUUAGUUAGUCCAUGCUGCGACAAGGUGUAUGCCUGUCGAUUUUGCCAUGAUGAACACGAGGAUCACAAAUUGAUACGAACGAAUGUAGAACAGAUUGAAUGUAGACAAUGUGGACUUAGACAGAAGGUGUCUUCUAAUUGUGAAAAAUGUUUGAUAUCAUUUGGAAAAUACUACUGUGGAAAGUGCCGCAUGUUCGAUGACAAUGAUAAAGGACAAUUUCACUGUGAUGGCUGUGGUAUUUGUAGAGUUGGAGGACGUGAUAAUUUUAUUCAUUGUGAUACAUGUGGUUUUUGUUUAAGCAAAUCUAUUUAUGAUUCGCACAAGUGCCUUGAAAAGGUUUCCAGAAACAGUUGUGCAAUCUGUCUUGAGGAUUUACAUACUUCAACAAUACCUGCACAUGUUCCAAAAUGUGGUCAUCUCUUACAUUCGACAUGUUUCCAUGACCUGUUGAGAUCUGGGGGGUACACCUGCCCAACAUGCAAUGAGUCCUUGAUUGAUAUGUCAUCAACUUGGCGAAGAUUGGAUUCUACAAUUGCCUUGACACCAAUGCCACCAGAGUAUGCAAAUAUUGAUGUUAGGAUACUUUGUCGUGAUUGUCACAAACAUUCGACUACGAAAUUUCAUAUCGUUGCAUUGAAAUGUGGUGAAUGUGGUUCAUACAACACAUGUCGCGAUGACGCCGACAAUGUUAAUGGGGACGUAGUGGCAGAGGAGGAUAAUGUUGAACAUGAAAAUAUAAUUAUAGAUGAUGAUGAUGGACCAGAAAGUUCAGAUGACGACGACAUCAUUGAUGACGUAACCGACAAUGAUUCUUCUUCCUCAGAUUUAUCGUUAGAUUAGGUUUUGUGUGCAAUAGCGUAGCCAGCCAGCAAGUUUUACUCCUGCUAUGCCUCGGUCACACUGCAUUCGAUAACGAUCCGAAAAAAAAAUCGCUCGUUAUUCAAACUCUUCUGUGCGGUCACAUUGCAGCGAUAAUGAUAACGAUUUAUCGUUAGUAUGUGACCAUUGAAUUUCUUAUAGUUUAUCGUUAUCGUUUAUUGUUAUCGUUAUCGUCGAACAGUGUGACCGAGGCUUAAAUGUCAGACGAUUAUCAUUAUUUAUUUCUUUAGAAUUCAUUUGUUUUCCAGUGAUAAUGAACACUGAAAAAUUAACAUAACAGGACUAAAUAAGCAGGCUUGCACCGCCAGUGUUGAACGAAAUUAUAUAAAACUAAUCAGUGACUCUAUCCGGGGUUUUUAUCAAGUUUUAUGAACAUUA
This is a messenger RNA of Xenia sp. Carnegie-2017, 1751 nucleotides long. Its product is annotated as RING finger and CHY zinc finger domain-containing protein 1-like. The coding region runs from base 426 to 1334 and encodes 302 amino acids. NCBI's taxonomy places the organism in Eukaryota, Metazoa, Cnidaria, Anthozoa, Malacalcyonacea, Xeniidae. Gene Ontology annotation, cellular component: nucleus. The transcript has 12 exons. Gene Ontology annotation, biological process: protein ubiquitination; ubiquitin-dependent protein catabolic process. The record is from RefSeq and is a predicted model, not a curated record. Gene Ontology annotation, molecular function: ubiquitin protein ligase activity; zinc ion binding.